Molecule: messenger RNA, 2112 nt
Organism: Triplophysa dalaica
Lineage: Eukaryota; Metazoa; Chordata; Actinopteri; Cypriniformes; Nemacheilidae
Gene: egr4
Product: early growth response 4
Exons: 2
Coding region: 176-1366 (396 amino acids)
Biological process (GO): regulation of transcription by RNA polymerase II
Molecular function (GO): DNA-binding transcription factor activity, RNA polymerase II-specific; RNA polymerase II cis-regulatory region sequence-specific DNA binding
Source: RefSeq, a predicted model, not a curated record
GGAAUUCCGGUUAACGAAUCGACGGAGAUCAGAAUCUGGAGAUAGAGUUCGGGCUUACUGGAAGGAGAAAAGGGAAUCCCAAAACAUUGAACUGAAGGAUUACCAUUGCUAAUUAUUCCUGCGACAUUACUUGUGGAUUUUGAUUCAUAUUUUGCAUCGUUUAUAAAAAGAAACUAUGCUGAACACAGUGGACUUCAGCGCGCUGGAUCUCCUCUGCGCUCAAACUGCUGCUAUGGAGGGACAUUCUGCAGCUCAGAUUCAUCUAGAUGCUGCUUGCGGGUUGGUUAAGCCCAAAGUGGAACCGCUGGAUGCAGGUUUUCCAGAGUGCUCCAACGACGGGCUCCCACCGUCACCACUCACCUACACUGGCAGUUUCUACAGCGAGACCGGGCCGUGCAGCGCAGACGCUCUGCUCAACUUACUCACGGAGAUCGUCGGAAUUUCCACGGCACCCAUUUCUGAGCUCAACGCCGAUAACUAUUGCAACGGCAACUCUCGCGGAAGCGCACUCUCACGCCAGGAGUCGUUAUUAUCAACGGGAAGCUCUCUGGGUUCCCCUGAACCCUUCUGCAACGAUUCGUCAGAUGAAUUCAUGGACAGCUCCGUUGCGCAGCAGUCUUUCCCCUUGACUGUUAAGAGUGAGUUCGGGUGCAGUUGUAACGGCUGUGAUUUUCUCGACGGCUUAGGUGCACCCGGCAAGUCGUACGAACCAUCAGACCUGGACGAUAUCAUUGAUUUGCUGUCUCCACUCGGUCCCGAGACGGACUCCGUUUUGGACACCUGGAUCAAACAGGAGCCAUUGGAUGAAGCAUGUCAAUCAAACUACCAGCCCAACCUCCAGAUUCCCGCCGCGACACCCACCUCGACUCAAAGCGGACUCUACAGAGCCGUUUCGUUCCCCAACGCGUUUGGGCUCGGCUGCAGCACCACCGCGUUGGCCGACGUUUUGGACUCUCUUCUCGCCGCCAACACGCUCGCUCAGAGGAGCCGUGCGCAAACGGGUAAAGCCGGGCGAUCCAGAAAGGGCGCGGCCCGCGAGAAGCCCUUCUCGUGCCCGCUGGAGAACUGCGACCGCCGCUUCUCUCGUUCCGACGAACUUAACCGACACGUGCGCAUCCACACCGGCCACAAGCCGUUCCAGUGCCGCGUCUGCCUGCGCUGCUUCAGCCGCAGCGACCACCUCACCACGCACAUGCGCACGCACACGGGAGAGAAGCCGUUCUCGUGCGAAGUUUGCGGGCGUCGCUUUGCGCGCAGCGACGAGAGAAAGAGGCACGGACGCGUGCACAUUAAACAACGCGAACGAAUGCAACAGAAGACGGAGCUGCUGGCUGCGUGCGCGUUUUCCCUGACGGGACUCGUGUGAGCUUCAGGGACGUUUAUUUGCUCGCGUUUCCAUUUUGGAAAGUUGAUGGCUUAAGCCGAGCGCACUUCGUGUGCACGAGCAGAUCUGCGCAUCAGUGAUGGAGAGGAACGAGCCCCACACUUGUGUUGAUGUGUGUUAAGAGCUUGGCAUGCAGCUGAAGAAGUCUAACUGUAUGAGAAGAAUGAAUUGACUGGAAAAGUGCUUGCAGUGAGCGGCACGUGCGCUGAAUGCAGAGAAAAAGUAACACUCAAACCUCAGAUCGUUGUUUUUGGCACAAAUGAAAUGUCUUGCAUGUUGUGGUCACUAAGAUGUAAAUGUGCAUUUGUUUCACACUUCUAUACCACACUGGCAUGCAAAUGUGAUAUUUGUUGUAUUUUGAUACUACAUAACUUUAUAAUCGUGCGAGAGAAGAGAACUAUAUUUGUACAUUGCCGACUGUAAUUUUGUAUUUGUCGAUUUUCAAGAGAGCAAGAAAAAUCUAUCUUAUAGAUUUUUAUAAGUGAUUGUAUGUGGCUGGUUGGUUCUUAGGAACCUGACGCGAUAGAAUAUAAAAAAAACUUCAACGUAGUUGUUGACUUGCAGUAGCACACUUACACGUGCAGUUACCCUCGAUUGCAGGGCUCGUCUCGAUAUUGCUGUCUAUAAAUGCCUUUGGAAAUUGUUCUUGUGCAAUCAAGCGCUGUUCACCGCCUUGUGAAUAUUUGGAGGCUAUUGAAUGUUUUAAAUAAAACUUUAUUUAUUGACAA